Messenger RNA from Mercurialis annua (annual mercury), 566 nucleotides. RefSeq lists its product as uncharacterized. Bases 82 to 384 code for a protein of 100 amino acids. The transcript is spliced from 2 exons. NCBI's taxonomy places the organism in Eukaryota, Viridiplantae, Streptophyta, Magnoliopsida, Malpighiales, Euphorbiaceae. The record is from RefSeq and is a predicted model, not a curated record.
AGUCAUAGGAAAAAACUGUGCAACACAAAUUGCAAUCGUCUCCUUUCAUUUGUGUGCAGAGGUUCGAGAAUUAGUAAGAUUAUGGCAUUGAACAACGGUCUCAGAUCCGCCUCUAGGCUGUUAUCAGCUUCCGAGUCGAUAAUCUCCAAGUCAGCGAACAGAGGCUUCCACUCGACAGGAGUGAAGAGAAUGGGAGGAGGUCAUGGAAGUCAUGCACAUGACGAUUACGAAUACUAUCUUCAUGCAAAGCACAUGUACAACUUGGAUAGGAUGAAGUAUCAGAAAAUCAAAAUGCCCCUUGCCGUCUUCACUGCCUUUAGCAUUGGCGUCUUUGUUCCAAUCUAUGCAGUCAUUUUCCAGCAGAAAAAGACUGCUUCUGGCUGAGUUAAGAUACAAAUCUUUGGUGCAAUAACAAAAGCAAGUUUGGACUGCAUUUUUUGAGACUUGGUUUUCUUAAGUUGGGUCGUUCUGUUCAUUGUUUCAGCUAGUCGUCUUCAAUGUUUAUUGUUGGAAAAUAGAAAGAAUGAUUGUUUUCAUAUAAUAAUAGCGAACCGAUUCUGAAUGAA